UUUUAAUUUUUAAAAGAAAGAUGGAAGAGAAUAAAAAAGUUUAUCGAAUAAAACUGACAAAUUUACCAAAAUAUAUGGGGUUUGCAGAUAUUAAUAAAUUUGUGAAAAACAAUUUGGGCAAAAUUGGAUUUAGUAAACUUAAAUAUAAUGGACAUGUUACUUUUUUUAAUCUGGCAUCGGAAGAAGAUGCUAAUGAAUCUGCCAAAAUUUUGAACAAUUCGAUAUUUAAGAAGGAGAAUGUUAAUGCGGAAGUGAUUGUGAAAAAGGGGGAAAAGGAAGAAAAAAAGGUUUUUAAAUUUUUAUUGAUAAUUUAA
Molecule: messenger RNA, 314 nt
Organism: Meloidogyne enterolobii
Lineage: Eukaryota; Metazoa; Nematoda; Chromadorea; Rhabditida; Meloidogynidae
Source: the annotation of a GenBank genome assembly